GUAAUGCGAGGGCCUUCGGUCUACUACUACUAAAUAUAUGCACUCAAAUAGAUAGCACCACCGAUCCGCAGCAAGUGAAAAUCCAAAAAAAGUUCAUAUAAACUAAAAAAAGGCAGAAUAUAAAACACAGGGCACGCGACCAAAUUACAAUCGAAAUAUUAUUCCGUUUCCUUUUCAAGUGUUCUCCAAAUUGAAGCUUCUUUUUUGUUUGCCAUUUGCCAUAAUAUGCGAUUAACAAAGAAAUUCUUCAAUAUUUGCUUUGGCUAAAAAGAACUUUGCGUGUCGCGAGUACGAGAAUCAAAUUGCAUUUUCUGUUUUUGUUUUCGUUUUUUUUUUACGUAAUAAUAAAAGCCCAUUUUUUGUGUCACUUUUCUGUGGUUUCUGUUCGCGCGUUUCGUAUAGCAACGCCGUUUUGACAGGCGUUUGAAGGAUGUCCUAUAAUUACAACAACAGCUCCGAGGAUUACUCAUACGAGGAUGACGAAGUAACAGAAGGUGCCUUACAAGUCUGGCGCACUCUACCCGAGCGCAUUCGUCAGGAUCCCAGCCUAGCAUCGUUUCGUCAGGAGCAUGAGCGUUUACAUGGCGACGUUGAUCCUUUGCCCUCCGAGGAUGCGGCGGUCGAGCAUAGAGAGCGACAGCAGCAGCAGCAGCAGCAGAAUGGCCAUCACGAUGAGACAACUCUGACGGCCAUUAAGACGACCCCAGUUGGUGUGGAUACAACUGGCGGCGGAUUCACACAUAUCGGUAUCAAUGUGACAAACGAGGUGGGGCAAGUUCGAGUACUCGAUGGCAGGGAUCUGGACAACAACAAUGAGGACCAGCAUGACGAUGGCGAAGGGCAUAGCAAGAGCAAGUUAAAAAAAUAUUUAAUUUGGUUCAAAAUCGCCAUACUUCUGGUUGUGUGGUGUGUGUUCACGGCCUUCCUUAUGUCCAACAACGAGCAUGUGGAUCAGCUGAGUCUCAUAAGUGUUCCUAGAAAUGGCUCAACGAGAGUCUUUCCAAUAACCACAUCGACAUUGCAACGGAUCGGCUUAGGUUUACGUGGACCCUUUCGUCUACAGGAGAACGAUCUAAUGCUGAAUGAUAGCUUACCCUUACCAGUGGUGCAGAUUCAGGUGGUCCGCACUUACUAUGACUUUUCUGGCGACGAAAUCUAUACGGAGAAUGCUGGUAAACUUUGGCAAUUGGAUGUAGUCUAUCCCGAGCUAAUAGACGCCACCAAGGAUACUAAGAAGCAGCGCACUUUUGAGCUAUCACCCACCGAUCCUCAGUGGUUGAGUCAAGGGAAUUCAACCCAAUUGAGGUUUGAAUUCACGAGCAGCAUCGAAGGAGAGCUUCCUUUACAGCUAAAUGUGGAUGAAUCUCCCAUAUACAAGAGGGAUGGUGUCAUCUACGCUGCAGUCGUGCUCUGUGGUCUCUACGUGAUGAUCAUUUGGGAAAUUGUAAAUCGAACAUUCGCUGCCAUAAUUGCAUCCACAUUAUCAGUCGGUAUAUUGGCUGCACUCAAUUCUCGACCCUCAAUGGCCACCAUUAUGGGUUGGAUUGAUGUGGAGACCUUACUUUUACUCUUCGGCAUGAUGAUCUUGGUGGCCAUACUCUCGGAAACGGGAGUCUUUGAUUACCUGGCCGUGUAUGCCUAUAAAAUAACCAAUGGACAUGUCUGGCCUCUAAUCAAUUGUCUUUGCCUAUUCACGGCCAUCUUGUCGUCGUUUUUGGAUAAUGUCACCACAGUUUUGUUGAUGACGCCCGUGACGAUACGUCUUUGUGAGGUCAUGUGCUUGAAUCCUGUGCCCAUACUGAUGUGCAUGGUCAUCUACUCGAAUAUUGGUGGAGCUCUGACACCAGUGGGUGAUCCGCCCAAUGUGAUUAUUGCCUCCAACAGUUACAUAUCCAAGAACGGCGUCAAUUUCGCUGUCUUUACUCUUCACAUGCUGCCUGGCGUCCUUUUGGUUAUGGCGCAAACAUAUAUUCAAUUGCGUUUCAAGUUCCGCAAUAUCAGCGAUCUGCAGUUCAAGGACUCGCCAGAGGUGGAGGAGCUGCGUCACGAAAUUCAUGUAUGGAAACGUGCUGCAGCCAGCCUGUCUGCCUAUUCCAAGGAUGAGGAGCUAGUUCGUCAAACUCUCAUGAAGAAGGUCAAUCGCUUGAAGCGCAGCCUCAAGAAACGCAUGACUGCAGUCAUAGAACCAGCACCCAAUUAUCAACAAACAUUGGCCAAUCUGCAGGCCAAGUAUCCCAUACGGAAUAAGGCAUUGUUGUACAAAUGUUCUGCCGCCUUGCUCUUUGUUAUCAGUUUAUUCUUCUUGCAUUCCGUACCCGAACUGCAGCGUCUUUCCCUCGGUUGGACUGCUCUGUUGGGUGCCAUAUUCUUGAUAAUUUUAGCUGACAUAGAGGACAUGGAAGCCAUUUUGGCUAGAGUGGAAUGGUCGACAUUGUUGUUCUUUGCUGCUCUAUUUAUAUUGAUGGAAGCGUUGACCGAAUUGGGGUUGAUCGAAUGGAUUGGCAAUAUGACAGAGGGGAUCAUUUUGGGCGUAGGUGAAGAUCGUCGUCUCAUGGUGGCCAUUUUAAUUAUACUUUGGGUUUCCGCUGUGGCCUCGGCCUUUGUUGACAAUAUUCCAUUGACUACCAUGAUGGUGAAAAUAACCAUAUCAUUGGCACAGAACAGCACUCUGAACUUGCCUCUGCAGCCUCUGGUAUGGGCUCUAGCCUUGGGCGCCUGUUUGGGUGGCAAUGGUACUCUGAUUGGUGCCUCGGCCAAUGUGGUUUGUGCUGGCGUGGCUGAACAACAUGGCUAUAAAUUUACUUUCCUACAGUUUUUCAAAGUUGGUUUUCCCAUUAUGAUUGGCAGUAUUAUAGUCACAACGGGUUAUUUGCUGCUUUCACACUCGUUAUUCGCAUGGCAUUGAUAAAGGACCUUUUGCACGGCGAAUUCGAAUCUAAAAAGGCGCACUUUACCUCGUUACCUAACACUGUUAAACAUUUUCAACACUCAUACUAUCAGUUGCUUGAGAAAUCAAAAAUGUAAAGAAUUUGCAAAUAGGAUCUUAUAGGAUCUCCUUCUAUAAGAAUUUAAAAAAAAAAAAAAAACAAAAAGUGAAAACCAAAAAGUAAACAAAACGAAAGAUAUUAUAAAAAAUAAAUACUAUAAAACAUAUAUAUAUAUAUAUAUUUUUACACAUUGUUGUUAGUGUAGUGCGUAGUCUAAACAAGAAAAUUACAACUAAAAUGGAAUAUUAAUUUAAUUAUUUAAACAUAAUUAUGUCGCUGAACUGUGAAACAAUUUGUUAAAUGUUAAAUGUAUAAUGUAAAGUGAAUCUAAAAUUAAAUGCUUAAAACAAA
Molecule: messenger RNA, 3338 nt
Organism: Drosophila willistoni
Lineage: Eukaryota; Metazoa; Arthropoda; Insecta; Diptera; Drosophilidae
Gene: hoe1
Product: P protein
Exons: 11
Coding region: 431-2905 (824 amino acids)
Biological process (GO): transmembrane transport
Cellular component (GO): membrane
Source: RefSeq, a predicted model, not a curated record